AUAAAAUAAAUUUUGUUCACAAAAAAAAAAGAAGAAUUUGAAGUAAAAACAAUGUUUAUCAAUAAAUGAAAAUUAUGCAUUUCGUAAAUUAGUAAUCGCAAAAUGCAAAGAAAAUAAAUCAAACAGCAGCAAUGGGUUGGAUAACUUGCUGUCAAUGCAGAUCAAACGAUGAGAAAAUAACAGAAUUGGAUUUUUCGCGUUGUGGGAUUUCUGAUAUACCUAACGAAGUAUACGCGAAUUCACCCACUUUAGAAGUCCUGCAUUUAGAAGGAAAUAAAUUGAAAGAUUUAUCUCCUCAGUUGUUUCAAUGCAUCGAUUUGCGGUACUUGAACAUCAGUGAUAAUGAAAUCCGGGCCAUACCACCGUUAAUAUCAAAACUGACCAAUUUGCAGGUGUUAAUAUUUAGUAAAAAUGUUUUAGACGGAGUUCAUUCGAAUUUAGACAAAUUAACCAAACUGACAACCCUCGAUCUCAGCAUGAAUGACUUAAGAAAGGUCCCAGAUGCCAUAAUGAGUCUUAUCAAUCUCCAGCAGCUUUGUCUCAAUGACACGGGCAUUGAGUACGUCCCAGCUAACAUAGGCCGGUUGUCCAAUUUAAGAGUAUUAGAAUUACGCGAUAACAAUCUCUGUGAAUUGCCAAAGUCUAUUAGGAGGUUAACUAAUUUACAAAGACUCGAUGUUAGUGAUAAUAAUUUAACAAACUUGACGGAAGUGGGUGAGUCCCAUGGCAAUUUGACUGAAUUGUGGAUAAACGGUAACAGUAUUUCCCAGCUCUCUGUUUCUAUAACGCAUUUAAAAAAGAUAAACGACUUCGACGCAUCUUACAACAAUUUAGAAUCCAUACCAAAAGAAAUAGGCCAUUGGACGAAAAUAACCAAUUUGAUACUAAGCUUUAACAACUUAUCUACCCUCCCUAAGGCCAUAGGGAACCUCAGGAACCUCCAAGUGUUGAAACUGGAAUCCAAUUUCCUGGAAGAAUUGCCUAGCACUAUUUGCAAAUUGGUCAAUCUGGAGGAACUAAAUUUACAAAACAAUUCUUUGAUUAGAAUGCCCAGCGGAAUAGGACACCUACGUAAAUUGGCCACACUAAUCUUAUCAGACAACAAACUACAACAAUUACCGGCAGAAAUCGGCAGUUGCUGCGAGCUAUCGAUUUUAAACGUGCACAACAACCAAUUAGAAAAGCUGCCGGAAGAAGUGGGGCACCUCCAAAACCUGACCACCCUCGGCCUCAUAGGCAACAGGCUCUCCUAUCUCCCUAUAACCAUUUCGAAAUUACGCAAUCUGAAGGCCCUCUGGCUGACGCCCAACCAGACCCAGCCUCUCAUCCACCUGCAGAACGAGUCGCUGCCGGACGGGCAAGUCGUGCUGACCUCUGUGGUGUUCCCGCAGACGCCGCUGAGGGACCCGCCUCCGGUGCAGCUGCCCGCGGGCAACCAGAGCUGCCACAUCAGCUUCAACACGGAGAGGGUGGAAUCCGAGAUAGCCGAGGUACAUCUAUCGCUGAGUCGCACCCCGACUCCCCAUCACAAGGAGUUGAAGAGGCUGCGCGAGGUUCUACGGAACUCUUACGGCUCGAGCAAACGAGCUUUGAACGUGUCUGAGAUCAAAGAGGCUAAAGUUACGAACAUCUCUGGUGAGUUAAACACCUCUCAGACUAGCUUAAAUGGAUAUGAUACAGCUGAAAUAUCCGAAAACGCGUCCGAUAUAGCCAGGGAUGUUACUAAAACACCGCCCAAACAACCGCCGCCCUAUCACAUAGCAGCAGCUUAUUCCAAAAACGCACAUCUCUUCGCGCAGAAUAAUGUGGGUCCUCCGAGUCCGAUGGAUCAACCUAAGCAAUUCAGCCAAGAACAGCCUGCUAAUAUUCACAUGCCCACUCCGAAAAUGCCGGCUCAAAGAAACCACGUGUCAGUAUUACAAAUAGCUGAUGAUCAAGAUGAUCUUUCGAACGACGAGGAUCAGAAUGGCUCCAAGCAAAGGGUCAAAUGGCCGUUUGGGAAGCACAAAGUUUGCCAAGUGCUGGAAGUCGAAAUACCCGAGUCGUAUUUGCCGGGGGACAUUCGAAUUAUCGUUCAGAAUAAUGGAUUGUUCGUUGAAGAUUUGAAUCCGCAAAGUGAAGUCUACCAAAAAUUUUUUUUAGGAGAUAAGAUAUUGGCUAUCGAUGAGAGAGACUAUUCCUUAAUGGAGCCCAUCGCAGCAUUUCAAGACGCAUGUCAAAGACUGAAUAAUUUGAAACUUGUAACAGUAUCUAGAAAUCCACCUUUAUAAAGUAUUUAUGAAAGUAUUUAUGUAUAAACAGUAUUCAUAAUUUCUAUUGAUAUAAGUAUUCUAAACGUGAAAGUUGCCGCAAAUUUUAUAUAUAUUUAAUUUUCUUUUUAACAAGAAUAGUGACUUGCGUAGCAAAUAUGUUCAAAUUGUGUUUAUUGACAGUAUUAUCCUUAAAAAUGUGACAAAAUAUGCGUAUUGGCAGCUUUCAUUGCUCUUUUUUGUAUUAUAUGUGGAUAUUUUUCUAUUAAAAAAUUUUGUAUAUCUUUAUAUUAUGACUGACCAUAAUUUAAGGUGAAUAUUCACUGUUUGUAUCAUCUAGGAAUUUUGAUAUUAAUUUUACUAAUUUUAUAAUCUGUAAAAUACUUGGAAAGUUUUUAAAUAUUUAAACUAUUGUACGUUUAAUAUUCUAGAAUAUCAAAAAUUGUUAUAAUGCUAACAUAGCUUUUUUGUAAACUUAAAC
Messenger RNA from Phyllotreta striolata, 2730 nucleotides. Lineage: Eukaryota; Metazoa; Arthropoda; Insecta; Coleoptera; Chrysomelidae. The record is from the annotation of a GenBank genome assembly.